AUGAAUCAAAUAAGAGAUGCUGUAUUAACAUUGAGUCUACUAGGUGAUGGGCAGGAACUAUCGACAUAUUUAACAAAUAUUUUACCAUGGAUUUUAAAAGAAGUUGCAAUAUCUGCCAAUUCAAAUACUGGGGGUGAAUACAUACGAUUAUUAAAUAUAGCAAUAAGUAGGCUGAGGCAGAAUACAAGUUGUAGGAUUGAUGCCAUACCAAUUUUGAAGUUAUGGAUAGAUCUUGAACUUGAUACUAUGGGAAAUAGGUUUGGAUUGACACUUUUAAAAAAUAUUAUUCCAAUAAUAUUGGAUAUUACUCUUAAUAGAGUAAUAGAUGAAGCACAGUGUAUUUUGCUUAUUCAUCAAUUAUUUAACACAUUAGUAAUAAAUGAUAGGGCUACAAGAGUUGCUAUUUCCAUUUAUAUUUUAACAUUGUUAAAGGUCCUAACAUAUGAAGAAGCAAACAAACUUAUAAGUGACUGUUUUAUAAAGAAUAGCUAUUUUUUAUUAGUGUUAAUAUUUCACUUUGGUGAGUUGGCACUUAUAUCACCUAAAGAAAAAGAUAGUGAUAUUGUUUGGGGAUUAUCUCCGAAAUCUUGGACUCCCUGGAAAAAGAAGUUAAUCAAAUAUAGUAUAACUGAAGUUUAUGAGUUAAAGUGCACAUUAUUUAAUAAAUUCUUGGUGUUAUUUCCAAGCAAGCUAUUUAUAUUAACAGCCCUUAUAUCAAUAUCAAUGGCUCAUGGUAGUAAAGAUGAACUUUCUAUAAAGGCGUUGGAGUACUAUAAAUCUCAAACUAAUAGGGUAUCUUGGCACACAGGAAAUUUUGAAAGUUGGGAAUUAGCUCCUUUAUUGCUAACUCUUUGCAACCGAAAAAAUAAUAUUCUUUUUACUAUUAUACAUAAGAUACUAAAAAUUGAGGGACUAUCCUUGUUGUAUAUAGAAAAUGACUUUAUUAUUGAGGAAAGGUGGAGUCUCCAAACUACUAUCUUUUCUCAUUUAAUUAAUUUAGCUACAGAAAUCUUGGCAUCUUCAGUGCAGGAUUUUACCUUUAUUUAUUUAUCAACAUAUUUUUCUACCAUUUGUGAGCAUAUCUUUAGAAUUACUGAAUAUAACGGCCACUGUGAAAUUUUUAUAAAUUCUUUAAAUCUUAUAGCUCUUCUAUCUAGUAAAACUCUGGGAAUUAUUGGAGAGAGAGUUGAAGAAGAAAUAGUGACAAGUGAUCAAACAAACAGAAAAUGUAGUCUUGAUUUUGAGAGUUUUAUAAUGUUAUGCUCAUCAAUAGACUCUCUCUCAAAUGUUUUAAUAAGAUGGGGAAAAAUAACGAAAAGUGACUUUAUUUUAAUUGGGAAUCUUUUGAGGACAAAUGAACAAUUUUGGUAUACAUUUAUUAAAGUUUUGCAGAAUUGUAUAACACUUCAAAUUACAAUAAAAACUAAAAUUUUAAAUAGAUUUGACGACGAAGAAUUGAAUAUACUUGAUAAAUAUUAUGAACUUUUAGUUAGAGUAUAUGAGAUAUCCAAGGAAUCAAACAGUUUAUUAGGGGCAAGCAAUAUUCUUAAUCAAAUAUCAUCAUUACUGUCUGGUUUUCGGAAGAGUGUAGAAUAUCAAAACUCAGUUUGUAAGCUAUUUGAUAGUAAGCUAUUAGCUUUAGUUAUUGCAAUAAUAAAUUACAUAUGGCAUAUCUCUACAAAUCAAAUGGCAAUGCCCUUUUUUCAUUUACUUCUCAGCUCAAUAUAUAAGGUAUUUCCUUCUUAUCAUAUUUAUAACUACUUUAUUGAGCUAUUUUUUAGAGUUACUAACUCUAAAUUAUUUCUUAAGACUAUAAACCUAAAGCCAAUAAUUAAAACCUUUUCAACUUCUCAUUCAUUACUUGGACAAGAUAAAGUAGAUUUACUUUGUAACUUGUCAGAUUUUGGCAUUGAAGAAACUAAUUUUGGAGAUGAUUUUAAUAUUUGGUUGAAGGAUUAUAUUGAAAAUAACUUGUUAAAUAAUAUAAUUUUAUCAGAUAUCAUAUUAAAUAAUGAAUUAUUAACUAUUUCUAUGUUUAUUCAAUUAAUUGGUGACUUAACUUUAGGGAUAUUUAGAAAGUAUAAAGAACUUGUAAGCACUUUAACGGAAUUUACUGAAUUUAUCGACACAAUUUUGGGAUUUUCUUCAAUUGAAUUACUAGUUGAACUUGAAGAAAGUACUAAAAAUUUGAUCAUUCUAUGGAUUAUAACUAUUUCUUUAAAGUUUAUAGUGGAAAGUGGUUAUUUUAAUAUUGAAAAUAUAACAGAAUGCAAUUUUCUUAAUAUAGUUCUAGGUAAGCUAAAUAAAUGGUUUAACAAAAAAUUUGCAAAGGUACUUAUCAAUAGUAUUAAUGAUUUCGAAAUAGCACUUUGUGUCGUUUUUUUACAUUUGCUUAUUUACUCCGAGAAGCAAUUUCUAAAGAAUAGUUCAAUACUCCAACAAAAUUUGUAUACAAUUGAUUUAUUAGAAAAGAAGUUCGAAAUGAAAAAUAUUUUAGGUCUCUCUGAGAAAUGUGCAGAUUUUUUUUACAAGCUUGACUGGCAAAAGGUUUGGAGAUACAGCUAUGUUAAUGUUCCAAUUUUCAUUUGCUCAGCUAUAACUGAUUUAGUUUUAUACAAAGCUACUAUUACUAAUAGCAUUAAACAAAAAGUAGGUAGAUACAAAAAAGAGAUAAUUUCAGAUAUGGAGAUAACUUUAUAUGAUAUGAUAUUUCUCAGAUCAUUAUUUAGACUUCCAGAGAUGAAUAAUUUAGUACAUUCGACAUUGCUUAAAAUUAAUAAAACAAAUUGUUCUAAUAAUAAAGAUCUUUAUUUCUCUAUUUUCAGUGAUAUUGAAGAUUUGGAGUCACUGAAUAACUCAACUAGUCAUCUUUUAAAUAUUGUUUCUGGGAUAUACCGAGAUUUAUUGGCUAGCCUUAUAUGUGAUAUUUACUGUAUUAAUAAUGCUCAAGAACAAUUGGAAAAAAUACUAAAAGUACUUAAUAAAAUACUGGGAGAAUGUAUGCUUUCUAACAAUUCAAAAAAAUUUUUAUAUUGUCACAUACUUAAAGAUUUAAUUAUUUUAAAAACGCAGACAAUUAUAAAUGCACAGAUGGUUAGCUCAUCUGAAUCCAAUACUGAUUACAAACUAGAUAUUGAUCCUUCUUGGUAUAUUUCAGCCCUAUCCAAAAAUAUAUCUUGUUUUUAUAUAAUCAACUCAAAAAUAGCUGUUAAAAGUUUAAUUUUUGAUAUUCUUGAUUCUAACAAUUCAAAUUUUAGAAUAAUCCUGUUUAACUGUUUAUUAACAGAUUCAGUCGCACUUUUGGAGAAUCCUGGAGAUAUUCAAAAUUAUUGUUCUUACUACCUUUUUGUCGUUGCUACUGAAUAUUUUGCUAAACAAAAUGGAGGUGUCCUAAAGAAUCAACAACUUGAGUUCCGACAGCAAAUUAUUAAAGAUAUUUUAUCUCUUCAAUUGAAACUAAUUAAACACAUCUCAUUAAAUAUUUUGAACUUCCAAAUAGAAACAACUGAAAAUUUUUCUUAUCUAAUGAAAGGAUUGGCCUGUUGCUUUCAUUUAGUAUAUUCCUCUAGUAUUGGGAUUUUAUCUUCUAUCAGGCAAUUACUAACUACUUUUGGUUGCGAACUAUGUCAAUUAUUCGUUAAAACUGAAAAAGUAAUGAAUAAUAAAAGAAAGGAGAAUACUCUAGAAAGUACUUUCAGUUGCAUUAAUAUGAAAUUUUUAACAGCUCUUGCUGAAAUUUCAAAUAUUUUGGUAAUGGAGAAUAUGAAAUAUUCUAUAUGUACUAUAUUUUUUUUGUUGAACUCACUCUUUCAAUUUAAACUUUCCAUGGUUCAGUAUUUCUUUAAUUUCUGUGAUAUUUAUGGGUUUGCUCAGCUAUUUAUUUUCUCAUAUCACCCAAAUGAAUUAUUGAGUGACUGCAUUUCGACACUAGUAUCAAGUCUACAAAAUGAAGAAUAUAAUCACAAUGAGGAGCUACAAAAAAAUAUUUUGAAAAUAUGCAAGGACUAUCUAGUUCCUUAUACAAUUUCUAAUUCUAAUAACUUAUCCUCUUUUAAUAGCAUCGUAUUUUCAGAUCCAUAUACAAUUUGCAUCAUUUAUACCUUGUAUAAUAUAUUAUAUUUAGAAAAUACUUUAAGUCAAGGUAAUAUAAAGUGGUGGGUGUCAUUAUUUUAUGAGAACUUCAAAUUUUUUUGGGAAAUAAAUUCACUAUUGGUAUCAGUGGAAAAUUUAAUAAACAAAGUAUCUAUUAAUGGAAAAUUUACUGGAUCUCAACUAAUUGUUAGAUUUAAUAGGAUUCUGACAAUUUUAACAGUUAGAUAUUUUCAGUAUUCUCCUGAACCUGAAUUACUCCAAAUAUAUGAAAUUCUUACUUUAACUCAUCUAAAAGUAUUUCCUAAUGAUAAUAUACUAAUUUUAUUACAUGAUAUGCUACAAAGAUUAUCAAAUCCUCAAGAUUCUCUAAAUAAAAAACAAGAUAAUGAAAAUACAUAUAAAUUUAUUCAAACAAUCUUUAUAUUCUUGCUAAAAUCUGAAUUUUCAUUUAUUAGUCUAAAUUCAAUUGGGACUAAAGAGAAGUCAGAGAAUAAUAAAUUACAAAAUAUUGAUUAUAUAAAUAUUACUAUUAAUAAAGCUACAAUAAUAAUUGUUCAAAUAAAUUGUCUCGAUAAACUUAUCUUGAAUUUGAAUAAUUUUAUAGUUAAAUAUAUAAAAGCAAGUUUGGAAAAUUCAUGUCUGAAGAUGAUAUCUUUAAAUGGGUUUUGGGUUAGAACUCAAAGCUCUGCCAUUUACUCAGCAGAAAGUAUUGCAAGCAUCCUUAAAUCUCUUAAUAUUUCACUAUCCACUUAUAUAAGUAGUGAUUCAUUCAAUAAUAUUGUCGAUAUUACACUUUUAGGAUUAUCCCCAAUGAUCAAUAGUAAGAAAUUCAAAUGUAGGGAGACUAUACAGUUAUAUGAAAAUUUCCUCCUAAAGUAUAUCCAGAUGGAGUUUAAAAUACAUGAGGAUACAGGAGCAAUGAUACAAUCAAAGUUAUUUGCAAAGAAGGUGAAACUUUUAAUAGAAUAUAUUGAAAAUAAUUUGGACUUAUCAGAAUCAUUUGUCAAAACUACUGCAGCCUAUAGCUUUAUUUUUCAGUUUUGGGAGACAAAUUUACAUCUGAAAAUCUAUAACUUAAGUGUAUUUGAAUCUCCGAAAAUUGAAGAACCAAAGCCAUACUCAUCUUGGCAAAGUCUUUGGACUGAAAUUUGUGGAUCAAAUAUUCUAGGAAUAAACAUGUAUAUGGAUGCAAUCUGUGAAAAUAUAAAGUGGAUUAUUAAAAAAUAUCGCACUGUAAAGAAUAUCCGAACAAUUAUGUCUCAAAUUAUAACAUUUUUGUGCUUUGCAGUUAUAAAUAAUAAUCCAUCAUUUACUUGUGAUCUAUCGAGAAUUCUUCCAACAAUAAAAGUAGUUAAAAAUAGUUUCAUAACUACCUUUAAUAAUCAAACUAAGAUCUUUGAAAUAAUUAGAAUAUUUGUCGAACUUUUAAUUGAACCUUCUGUAUCAAAUGAUGGAAUAUCUUGGGAAAUUGUGGCUCUAUCUAGCAUAAAAAUAAUGUUGCUAUGUACAACUUCAGAAUCUCAGAUUAACGAUGAUAUUGAGUCAUUACUAAAUCAAAAACUACUUUGUAUGGGAAAAUUUGACUUUACAGAAAGAGAUAUUGCAGUUAUUUUCACUUUCUCAGUACAUACACUAGUGAAUAUAUUUGUAAUUAUUCAUAAUUCAUUUAUAUUAAAAAUCUUAAAUACAGUAUAUGAAUUUUCUUUAAAACAUAUUUCGAAUUCUAAUCAUACAAAACAUUUAGUCUCUUCAAUAUUAUGUCUUCAAUUUAUCUCGACUUGGCCAGUAGAUCCCUUAGAUGAAACUUAUUUAGGACACUUUAGUCAUUUUGAUAACAAAUUAAAUCUGGGAAAUGGCUAUAACGAGUUUUUUAAUAUUAUUCUUAAUAUAUUUGAGCUUAUUGCAUAUCCCAAAACUAAGAUCACAGCACUUGUACAGCAAGAUAAUUUGAAUCUAUUUAUAUGUCAUAUUAUUGGUUCUCAACUAACUAAAUAUAGAGCUAAACUGCUACAAGAUAUGGAUAAGAUUUCUUGGAAACGCUUGAUAGAGCUUCUUCUUGUUACAGCUUUCAACAAAAAACUACCAUUAGCAUCCAAUAAUGCUGUAGAAAUCAUUACUGAAAUUGGAAUAAUUAUUCAAAUCACUGAACAAAAAGAGUAUCUUAGGUAUCUUCACUUAGUUGAUGCUUUGACUUUGCUUUCACCAGAAUUUUUAGAUCAGUUUAGCUUUAAAACAGACUUAAGUACUAUCGUCAAUUCUGAAAAUAUAUGGGAUCAAAUAUAUCACUUAAUUAAUUGCAAAACGCUAGUAAAUCACAUAAGUGUACAUAAAUUAAAUGAAUUACGAACAGUUGUAUUUAAUAUCAAUUGUAAUUUUAAAAAAUCUAAAAUUCGAAAUGAAAAGUGCAUAGCAAGUGGUUAA
Cryptosporidium muris RN66 is the source of this 6513-nucleotide messenger RNA. RefSeq lists its product as uncharacterized. The transcript is spliced from 2 exons. The record is from RefSeq and is a predicted model, not a curated record. NCBI's taxonomy places the organism in Eukaryota, Apicomplexa, Conoidasida, Eucoccidiorida, Cryptosporidiidae. The coding region runs from base 1 to 6513 and encodes 2170 amino acids.